CACCUUAGUUAUGAGAUUAUCUUAUGAAUUUGUUAAGAUGCAUUUAAAAUUGUACGAAAGUUGUAUUGAUUUAAUUUUUAUAAGAAUAUAUAACAGAGAACGGCUAAUACCAACAUUUGCACGUGUUCGUCUAGCCAAUCGAUAUCUUGUAAAAAUGCAAGUCAUUCAACAAUGUGCUCAGAAUAUAGUACUAGGUGCAUUAAAAUACAAAAAAAACAAUUUUUAACACAAAUCUACCGUCAUUCAUCAAGAUUAUUAAAUAUGUUAAAAGAUAGCGUACCACAUUAUAUUCGAUCGUUUAAUAUCUAUAAAUGAUGAAAUUAUUUGAAAAGAAAUGAAAAGUAUUAAAAAACGACAUGAUCGCAAAUUAGGUAAAUUACGUUAUUACAAUGUUAAGAAAGCUAUGAAACAAUCUAAUCGUAAUUCAAUCAAUAUUUCAUCACUUAGAAUGAAUAAUAAUGAUAGUGCACAAGAAAAUGAUCUGAAAACAAUUACAAAUUUAUCUCAACGAAAAUUAACAAUUGAUGAAGAAAAUCCAUUGAAACAUCGUCUCCAUCAUGUAUUUCCAACAAGUAAAUUUGAUAAUUCUAGAUUUGUUUGUAACAUGGAAUAUAAAUAUGCAUAA
This is a messenger RNA of Rotaria sp. Silwood2, 625 nucleotides long. The record is from the annotation of a GenBank genome assembly. Lineage: Eukaryota; Metazoa; Rotifera; Eurotatoria; Philodinida; Philodinidae.